AUGAGGGCCGACAAUAUAUCUAUGCAGGGAGGAGGAUACUACAACGAGAACUCUACUCUUCAAGGACAAGCCAUAGAAAAGUCACUAGAGCUACUUGACCCUUCUGCUAAUCGGGGUCCAUCAAUAACCUUGGCUGACUAUGGCUCCUCUGAGGGCAAGAACUCUGUUCGGCUUUUUUCGCAGUACCUAGAAAGGAUCCCUUCCGUUGCAUCAGCAACAUUGAUCUUCAAUGAUACGCCAUCAAACGACAUCUCCAGUUUGACGUCGACGAUUCAUCAAAACUGGGACAUCCUCUCACAAAACGGGAAAGUUUCCAUAAAUAGUCUAUUGUCUCCGAGGUCGUACUUUGAGCAAGUUCUGCCAGAUGGCUUUGUUGAUGCUGCGUUUAACUUUACAGCUCUGCAUUGGCUGCGCAGCAUGCCUGAUGCAUCUUCAACCCCCUCGUCGCUAUCUACUGCGGCUCACGUGGACUUUGUCGACUUCCUUCUAGUGCGCCAUAAAGAAAUACGCCCUCAUGGAACUUUGACGAUUUGUGUUCCCAGUGACGGUGACAUCAGCGUUCUGCCGACAUUUCGAUGCUUCGAAACCAGUCUUCGCAGUCUUCAUGACAAAUAUCAGGUCGACCCAAUGAUCGCAAGACGGCUUCCUAUGUACUUUAGGACAUCGGAGGAGAUACUGACAUCUAUCGCCGCCGUCGACAAGAAGUGGGGCCUCAGGAGCCUUCAUACCCUACCACUAAUGCAUACCUCAUGGUCACCCGAGGUGAUUGAGGCAAGCUCUGACGAAUUUAAAGCGGCUGCUCGGAAGAGAUACACAGAUGCCGUUGCCGGCUUCGCACUUGCAGCAUGCUCCCAAUUCUUCAUCGAUGGUCUCAAACCUCAAGGCCACCGUGGCUCAAGGCCUGAGGAAGAGGCGAUACGUCUGAAGGAGGAAUUCAUGACGGACCUAACUACUACAUUCAAAAACGAAUUUCUCCUUACGCACUGUAUGGAUAAGGUUGGUUUCACAUAUACGCUGCUAGAGCUGGAAAGAUUGUGA
Messenger RNA from Fusarium fujikuroi IMI 58289, 1038 nucleotides. RefSeq lists its product as uncharacterized. The transcript has 3 exons. The record is from RefSeq and is a predicted model, not a curated record. Bases 1 to 1038 code for a protein of 345 amino acids. Gene Ontology annotation, molecular function: S-adenosylmethionine-dependent methyltransferase activity. Gene Ontology annotation, biological process: methylation. Lineage: Eukaryota; Fungi; Ascomycota; Sordariomycetes; Hypocreales; Nectriaceae.